This is a messenger RNA of Eremothecium cymbalariae DBVPG#7215, 888 nucleotides long. It is a transcript of the gene SEC13, whose product is annotated as GTPase-activating protein SEC13. The transcript has a single exon. Lineage: Eukaryota; Fungi; Ascomycota; Saccharomycetes; Saccharomycetales; Saccharomycetaceae. Gene Ontology annotation, biological process: protein import into nucleus; COPII-coated vesicle budding; positive regulation of TOR signaling. Gene Ontology annotation, molecular function: protein binding; structural molecule activity. Gene Ontology annotation, cellular component: COPII vesicle coat; nuclear pore outer ring. Bases 1 to 888 code for a protein of 295 amino acids. The record is from RefSeq and is a predicted model, not a curated record.
AUGGUUACUAUUUCAAAUACUCAUACAGAUUUAAUACAUGAUGCAGUAUUAGAUUACUACGGGAAAAGAUUGGCUACGUGUUCAUCAGACAAAACAAUUCAAAUUUUUGAAGUUGAGGGUGACUCGCACAAGUUAGUUGAAACUUUGCACGGCCAUGAGGGUCCUGUGUGGCAGGUAGACUGGGCGCACCCUAAAUUUGGUGUGAUUUUGGCUUCUUGUUCAUAUGAUGGUAAGGUUCUCAUUUGGAAAGAGGAGAAUGGACGUUGGUCUCAAAUUGCAACAUCUGAGGUGCACUCAGCUUCGGUAAAUUCUAUAAAAUGGGCGCCACAUGAAUAUGGGCCAUUGCUGCUUUGUGCAUCUAGUGAUGGUAAGUUUUCUGUUGUGGAAUUUAAGGAAAAUGGUACCACUUCUCCAAUUAUUAUUGAUGCACAUGCUAUUGGUGUUAAUGCGGCAUGUUGGGCGCCGGCAACCAUUGAAGAAGAUGGACAGCAUCCGCAGCAAUUACGCAGAAUUGCAACAGGUGGUGCUGAUAAUCUUGUUAAGAUUUGGAAAUUCAAUUCGGAGUCGAACACUUAUUUACUAGAAGAUACCUUGUCUGGCCAUAGCGAUUGGGUUAGAGACGUUGCAUGGUCUCCUUCUGUUCUGCCACGGGCAUAUUUGGCCACAGUGUCACAGGAUCGCACAUGCAUAAUCUGGACUCAAGAAAAUAGCCAUGGUCCAUGGCAGAAGACCCUUUUGAAAGAGGAGAAGUUCCCAGAUGUAUUGUGGAGGGCCAGUUGGUCAUUGUCUGGUAAUAUUUUGGCGUUGUCCGGUGGGGACAACAAUGUAACUUUGUGGAAGGAGAACUUGGAAGGGAAAUGGGAAUCUGCAGGUGAAGUAGAACAAUGA